AUGCGUCUUUCCAAAAUCCAGCCAUGGCGCCAUUGGCCCAACCCUGAAGCUCUACUUUCAUUCUCACCUAAAUUCACCACAUUCGCUCCUCAACCGCUGCAAAUACAGCACCCCGAGCAACCGCCGGAAGACGCCGACAUCGACUUCAUCGGCGUCGCCAAUUCAACCCACUGGACCAGACGCAUCCACGCGCUCUGCGCCGAGCGCCGCGACCCCGACGCCGCCUUCCGUCUCCUCCACCGCCUCGCCAUCCGCGGCUACCGGCCGGAACCCCUCAACAUUAGCAGUGUCGUCCACGCCCUCUGCGGCGCCGGCCGCUUUCCGGAGGCCCACGGCCGCCUGAUCUCCUACGUCACCUCAGGCUGCGCCCCCGACGAGCGCACCUGCAACGUCCUCAUCGCCCGGCUGCUCGACGGGAGGGACGCUUUCGCCACGUGGCGGGUGGUGAACGCGCUGAUCGGCGAGAGGCCCGAGUUCGUGCCCUCACUGGUGAACUACAAUCGCCUGAUCGAUGGCUUUUGUGAAUGGGGGAAAGUUGAAACGGCUCAUCUGAUGGUGUAUCACAUGAUAAGAAAAGGGCACUGCCCUAAUGUUGUGACGUAUACAACUUUGAUUGACGGGUACUGUGGUAUAGGCCAGGUUUAUGCUGCCCAGAAGGUGUUUGAUGAAAUGUCUGAUUUCGGAGUGCGAUGUAAUGCUCUCACUUACAGUGCUCUGAUUCGUGGGGUUCUGAGGGAAAGGGAUCUCGAUAAGGCAAAUAAAUUGAUGGCUGAAUUCUGGGAGGUUAUUGGAAAUGACAAGGAUUUGCAGGUUAACAACGCGGGUUUUGGCAGCGUGAUUGAUAGCUUGUGCAGAGAGGGCCUGUUCCACUUGGUGUUCAAGAUUGCAGAAAAUGUGUCGGAAUGGAAAAAUGUAGUCAAUGAAUUUGCUUAUGGGCAGAUGAUUGAUUCUCUGUGCAGGUUCGAGAGGUAUAAUGGCGCCGCAAGAAUUGUGUAUAUUAUGAGGAAGAGGGGUGUUAACCCGAGCACAAUUUUGUAUAACUCGAUCGUGCACGGUUUGUGUACAGAUGGCGAUUUCUUGAGGGCAUACCAAGUGUUGGAAGAAGGUUUGCAGAUUGGGUACUCACCAUCUGAGUUUACUUACAAAGUCAUGGUCGGGGGUCUUUGCCGUGAAAAUGAGCUAGCCAAAGCAAAGGAGGUUUUAAACAUCAUGUUGUGUAAGGAAGGUGUUGACGAGACUAGGAUAUACAAUAUCUAUUUGGGGGCUCUUUGUUGUAUGAAUAAUCCUACCGAGCUUCUGAACGUGUUCGUAUUGAUGUUUGAGUCCCAAUGCCAGCCGGAUAUCAUUAGCCUCAACACCGUAAUAAAAGGAUUUUGCAUGACGGGAAUGGUCGAAAAGGCUCUGCAGGUGUUUAAUGACAUGCUCGUGGGGAAAUUUUGCAGACCAGAUGAGGUCACCUUCACGACCAUCAUUUCCGGUCUUUUAAAUGCAGGCAAAUCUGAAAAGGCUUUGGACUUCAUGACCAAAGUGAUGCCCAAAAAGGGUUUUCCGCCAGGUGUCGUGACAUAUAAUGCGUCUAUCCGCGGGCUGUUUAAGCUCAACCUACUGAAUGAAGCUAUGCAAGUUUUUAACAGUAUGACCUUGAAUGGGGUGGCUCCUGAUUGCAUAACUUACACUGCUGUAAUCGAGGGGCUUUGUGAAUCCUUUAGAAUAGAUGAAGCUAAGGAUUUAUGGGGCCGUGUAGUUUGGCCGUCGGGAGUUCACGAUCAUUUUGUUUAUGCCGCCUUGCUGAAGGGGCUAUGCCGCGCUGGACGGUUUGAUGAGGCAUGUUGUCUGCUAUACGAAUUGACAGACUGUGGUGUGGUCCCAAAUAAUGUGAAUUACAAUAUCGUCCUUGACCAGGCGUGCAAAACGGGUCUGAAGAGAGAGGCUUAUCAGAUUAUUGGUGAGAUGAAGAAGAAUGGGGUAGCUCCAGAUGCUGUGACGUGGAGAAUAUUGGAUAGGUUGCAUGACACUGGGUAA
This is a messenger RNA of Striga hermonthica, 2022 nucleotides long. The record is from the annotation of a GenBank genome assembly. NCBI's taxonomy places the organism in Eukaryota, Viridiplantae, Streptophyta, Magnoliopsida, Lamiales, Orobanchaceae.